AUGUCCUUCGGUCGACCGCCCACGUUUUCGACGUUCAGCCCCACGCCGCCGGACCGGGGCUCGUUUCCGCUAGACCACGAUGGCGAAUGCAAAGCGGCCAUGAUGGCGUACCUCAAGUGUAUGAAAGCGAGCAAGAACGACAAUGGGCAGUGCAGGCACCUGAGCAAAGCCUAUCUCCAGUGUCGCAUGGACAGCGGGCUGAUGGAAAAGGAUGAGAUGUCGAACUUGGGCUUUCACGAGGAGGACACGAAGCCAAAAGACACGCCAUUGCCAGCAAAGGGGUCUGGUAGUGCGGGUAAUCAAGGGCAAGCAGAGAGGGAGCGAGCAACGAUGGCAAGGAUCGUCUAG
This is a messenger RNA of Acaromyces ingoldii, 348 nucleotides long. RefSeq lists its product as hypothetical. The record is from RefSeq and is a predicted model, not a curated record. The transcript is spliced from 3 exons. The coding region runs from base 1 to 348 and encodes 115 amino acids. Gene Ontology annotation, cellular component: mitochondrial intermembrane space. Lineage: Eukaryota; Fungi; Basidiomycota; Exobasidiomycetes; Exobasidiales; Cryptobasidiaceae. Gene Ontology annotation, biological process: mitochondrial respiratory chain complex IV assembly.